GGUUGUUUUUGAUGUGCACAUGCUGUUUUCUAAGCACCAGCAGCAGGGCUUGACAAGGCGAGGGACUUUGGCCAUGGAUACCUGGCAAGUCUCUAGGGCUAAAUGCUUCCAGAACCAGGGAUAAGGAUGGAGGAGAGAUUCACAGCCCUCUGCUCGGAACCACCCCCAAUUUCCUUUCACAGGAGCUGCCCUUUAUCAGCCCUGAGAAGCCUUGCAGACACUGGGGAGGAGCAAUGCUCUCAGCUCCCAUAGCAGGAGGUGGCCCUGCCCAUUCUCUUGUUUCACUUUUGCUUUAGUUCAGAGCCUCCGCUGCUCCACAGCCCUGCAGCUCUCCUGCAUCAUGAACAGAUGGAAGACGGCAGCCAAGAAGGAGCAGAAGUGUAACAAUCCUAAUUUGCAGCCCGACCUGGAAAGCCUGAUGGGAAAUAUAGAAGUCUGCCGCAGUGUGGGCAUGGAGAUCAUCAACAACACCAAAAAGGUGACGCUGGAGGACUUCAGGAGUUACUGCUUCAGUGGCAACAUCCGGAUCCUUCCCCCCUUUGAAAUCGGCCCACAGUCCGUAGGAAGAUGCAUUUUUGCAAAGACGCCAUACAGCCUGCGUGGGAGUGUGGGUGUCCUGGUCUGCAAGGCCAGCUCUUUCUCACUGGCCAUCAUGUUCUCCAACCCCUUCGACUACGUCCUUUACAACAUCGAGUUCGCUCUGGAGCUCUUCAAAACAGAGAACCACAUGGGAAGACUCCAUGCAGUCUUCUCCCGUAUGAUGGAAAGCAAGCCUUAUGGCAGAUCCACACUCUUCCAGAGAGCUACACUAGCGUCAGACCAUGAAACCCUGGAGGUCUCCUCCGGGAAUAUUCGUGUCAGAGCCAAGAUGUCCAACACUGCAAAAGCGAUCCUGAAAGUCCAGGUAGAUGAUAUAGAUCCCCCACCCUAUUCCAAAGACAUGUGAGUGAAGACACCUUUGCUGUCAAAAGCUUCCCUCGUGAGAUUUUCAUCAAGGAUGAAGGUAGAGAUCUCACUGUGCUGCCUCUUUGGUGAUCACAGGUGGUGACUGAUGAUAAAUCUGGUGGGAGAUGGCACCACCAGCAGCCCGGUUGCUCUUAACUGUCCUACAGCUUCAAUGACUUUGCCAAUAAGCUAACAGCAGCUUGUAGAGUGCUAUCUCACGCUUAUGGGUGAUAACUAAUAAACAAUGCUCCAACCCUUGUA
This is a messenger RNA of Anas platyrhynchos (mallard), 1206 nucleotides long. The record is from RefSeq and is a predicted model, not a curated record. NCBI's taxonomy places the organism in Eukaryota, Metazoa, Chordata, Aves, Anseriformes, Anatidae.